GCCACCAAAAUUAAAAAUAAAAAUUAGAAAAAAAGAGAGAGAGAGAGAGAGGAAAAAAAGAGAGCGAAAGCCUUCGCCCCCAUUCCUUCGUCCCGCUCCCUCACCCCGAAGAUCCCCGACCCCAAACCCUAACCCUAACCCUAACCCUAAAUCCGUACCUCCUCGUCCCCCCUCCCAGCUCCGUCCUCUUCCUCCCGCGUUCCCUCUGCUCCGAGCCAUGCGGAUCCGGAGGUGCGCCUCGAAGCUUGUGGGCUCGGCUGCGGCGGUGUACCCCUCGCCGCCCCAAUCAUCCCACCAGUGGGCGCCGCCGCCGCCUCCGCCGUCGCCGCUGCCGCCGCCGCCGCCGCCGCCGCCGUGGGUCGCGGGGGUCCUCUGCGAGCUCAACCGCUCCCCGUGGGAUCUCAUCCCCGAUCUCGACGACGACGACGACGCCGAUCCCCAGUACGAAGGAUUCGACGACGAACCACCCAUGGCGAACGCAAAAGCGGAGGAGGAGGAGGAAGAAGAAGAAGAGGAUGAUACAAUGGACGAGUAUCCAGCAGCAGCAGUAGUAGAGAAGGAUAAGAAGAAGAGUGAGGAUAAGAAGAAGGUGACAAAGAAGAAGAAGAUGCAGAAGGAGAAGGAGAUCGGCUGGGCGAGCAGUAAUGCGGUGGUGGCGUCGGGGUCGGGGCAGUCUGUCGCGACCUGCAAGAAGAGCGACGGCAAGGGCUGGCACUGCAAGCGGCCCGCCCACCAACCCCACUCUCUCUGCCACUACCACCUCACCCAGCUCCGCUCCUACAGCACCAGCUACGCCUCCGGCGGCGGCGGCAGCAGCAGCAGCAAAAGUGCUUCCUCGUCCGCCCGGGCCGAUUCCAAAAGCCGGAAGAAGAAAUCCGCCGAAGCAGUCGGCGCCAACUUCUACUACUACUACUACUCCGGGUUCGGCCCGUGGCGCGGGAAGAGGAGAGGCGGCAGCAGCGUCAAUCCCGCCGAACAACGACACCGCGAAGGAGCAGCAGCAGAAGGGGAGGAAGAAGAAAGAGAAGACGACGAGGACGACGACGAAUGCGACGAAGGCGGGCGGAACAACACUCGGGACCAGCGCGAUAACGACAACUCUCCCGUGGCGGGCGGCGACGAAGAGAGCAUCGAUAACGGUGACGACAGUGACGGCGACGACGACGAUGAUAAUGGUUUCGAGAAGAGGAGGAGGAAUUAUCGGAAGCGAGGGAGGAAGCCCGUGAAAGCUCGAUCGCUCAAAUCUCUACUUUGAUUCAAUCUUUUCGUUGUUGCAUGUUAGUGUGUUGUGUGUGUGUGGAUUAGAUCGCAUGGAUUAGGUUUUUGUUAGUUGUUUAUUAUGUAUUGCUCGAGUUAGCUUGUUUCUGGGAGUUUACGAUCGUUAGCUGCUUCAGCUCCACUAUA
Ananas comosus (pineapple) is the source of this 1404-nucleotide messenger RNA. RefSeq names its product zinc finger CCCH domain-containing protein 4-like. The record is from RefSeq and is a predicted model, not a curated record. The transcript has 2 exons. Bases 218 to 1255 code for a protein of 345 amino acids. Lineage: Eukaryota; Viridiplantae; Streptophyta; Magnoliopsida; Poales; Bromeliaceae.